Molecule: messenger RNA, 1320 nt
Organism: Geodia barretti
Lineage: Eukaryota; Metazoa; Porifera; Demospongiae; Tetractinellida; Geodiidae
Source: the annotation of a GenBank genome assembly
GACAAGUCGUACAUUAAUGUUGGCAUCUUAGGAUGGGGCACCGUCGGCACUGGGGUUUCCAAAAUCCUAUUAAAUCAGAAUGCCCUCAUUGCCAAAAACAGUGGUAUCGAAUUAUGCCUAAAAAAAAUAGUCAAACGGACACUUCCUGCCACGCGGGACGGCGUUGAACUUCCCGCGGAUUGUCUGACAACUAAUCCCGCGGAAGUCGUUGACAAUCCGGAUAUUGAUAUUGUCGUUGAACUCAUCGGCGGAGUCACCGAAGCACACACUCUCAUUAGCCGUGCGAUCCGAAACGGUAAACAUGUCGUCACAGCAAAUAAAGCCCUCCUCGCAGAUCACGGCGGCGAAUUAUUCCAACUCGCUUCAGAGCAUCAAGUCAGCCUUAAUUUUGAGGCAAGCACUGCGGGUGGCAUCCCGAUUAUUAAAACACUUCAAGAGAGUUUCGCUGGCAACCAAAUCCACUCUCUCUACGGUAUUGUAAACGGAACGUGUAACUACAUCCUAACUGAGAUGCAUGAGCGCGGUGUCGAUUUCUCGGACAUCCUCAAAGCCGCGCAAGAUAAAGGAUAUGCCGAAGCCGAUCCAACAUUUGACGUUGAAGGUAUUGACGCUGCGCAGAAACUCAUACUUCUGAUCGCUCUUGCUUAUCGGAGUAGUAUAUCACUAUCGCAAUUCCACGUUGAAGGCAUCACAGGCAUCACCCAAAAAGAGAUCCAAUAUGCCCGCGAACUCGGUUACGUCAUUAAACUGCUUGCUAUCGCGAAGUUAGGCGAUGGAAACCGUGUAGAGGCGCGCGUGCACCCGACACUCGUGCCGGAGCGGAGUCUGUUGGCGAACGUCGGCGGUGCAUUCAAUGCAGUCUGCGUCAUCGGGGACGCGGUUGGUCCUACUCUUUUUUAUGGACAGGGCGCGGGUGAGAUGCCGACGGCGAGUGCAGUCGUUGCGGACAUUAUUGAUGCGGGGAAAUCCGUGCAGCAAGGUAUAAGCACCCCAAUUUCGCGAGCAUGGCUUGCUGGCGCACAGGCAGAAGUUGAUGUCUCUCCGAUUGACGAUAUAGAGACGCGCUACUAUCUCCGUUUUGUGGUUGCUGACCGCCCUGGGGUGCUGGCAAAAAUCGGUACCAUCUUGGGGAACUGGCAGAUUAGCAUCGCCUCUGUCAUCCAAAAGGAUCCGCACGGUAUGGAUACUGUAUCGCUCGUUAUGCUGACACACAAUGCGCGGGAAAAGAAUAUGCAAGCUGCACUUGCUGAGAUUUAUACACUUGAAGACGUGAAAGGUGACACACAACUCAUUAGAAUCGAAGAAGAGGUUGAUUUUUAA